Molecule: messenger RNA, 2433 nt
Organism: Oryza brachyantha (malo sina)
Lineage: Eukaryota; Viridiplantae; Streptophyta; Magnoliopsida; Poales; Poaceae
Product: WEB family protein At5g55860
Exons: 3
Coding region: 158-2101 (647 amino acids)
Source: RefSeq, a predicted model, not a curated record
GCUCCCCCUCCGCGCUCUCCCUUGCGGCGGCCCAGGACGGGCUCCUCCUCCUCUCUCCUCCCGGCUUCACCCGUCGCCUGCGCUGAUCUCCCGCGAGCAGGGCCGCUGUCGUUCUACAUCCUCACCGUUUUCCUAUAAUAUAUUAGGAAAGGAAAAUAUGGCUACGAAAGUUCGUCAACCUUCAACUGAUGCAGAAAAAACAGAGGUUGGAGAAAUAGACACAAGGGCUCCUUUUGAAUCUGUUAAAGCUGCAGUGAGCUUAUUUGGGGAAGUUCGGUUUUCAUCUGACAAAUCAGCUGCAAGGAAGCCAAAGCCGCCUCAGGCAGAGAGGGUGUUAGCUAAGGAGACAGAACUGCACUUGGCCCAGAAAGAGUUAAAUAAAUACAAGGAACAGCUCAACAAUGCUGAGACAACCCGAGUACAAGCGUUGUCUGAGCUGGAGAAAGCUAAGAAAACCGUUGAGGACCUAACCAAUAAGCUGGAUACUAUCAACAAGUCCAAAGAGCUGGCUAUUCAGGCAACAGAGGAUGCAAAAAAUCGAACCAAGCAGCUUGAAGGUGGAGAUUCGCUUGAAGCUGUUGGAAAAGAUGGACCUUUGAAGCAGGAAUUGGAGAUCGCAAGGGAACAGUAUGUUGUUGCUCUGGCAGAUCUUGAUGCAGCAAAACAGGAGCUUAGAAAGCUCAAGAAGGAUUUUGAAGCAUCAUUAGAUAUGAGAUUGGCUGCAGCACAACAGGAAGAGGAAUCAUUGCUCUUAGCUGAAAAAAACAAGGAAAAGGCUGAUCAGCUUCGCAAUGAGAUUGCUGCAAUUCAGGAGUCUCUUAUGCAUGUGAAGGAAGCCACUGAACAAGCACAUGAAGAAGAGUCACAAAUCCUUGCUGAGAAAGAUGUCGCUAGGAAUACAUACAAACAAGCUUUGGAAGAAACUGAGAAGAAAUUGUCCUCUUUGAAAAAUGAUUUUGAUCCUGCUGUCUAUGAAAGUCUCAAAGAAAAGCUAGAUGAGACAAAUUCGGAAAUUUCAUCUAUGCAGAAAAAGAUCGAAGAUGCUCGGGCUCAAGAUUUGGAGUCCGUUGCUACUGUCAGCACAGAGUUGGAUGAUGCUAAGGAAAUGUUGCAGAAAGUGGCAGAGGAGGAAAGUUCUCUUCGAAGUUUAGUAGAAUCACUUAAACAAGAGCUAGAAGCUGUAAAGCUGGAGCAUGAUCAGCUCAAACAGAAGGAUACAGAAACUGAAUCCAUAGUUGGAGACCUACAUGUGAAGCUUCAGAAAUGCAAAUUGGAGCUUGAGGCAGCCGUAGCUGCUGAAUCAAAAGCAACAUCAGCCUCUGAUGACUUGAUGUUGGCCCUUCAACAGCUCUCCUCUGAGUCAAAAAAUGCCCUGCAGGAAGCUGAAGUAAUGCAAAAAAAUGCUGCAGAUUUAAGAGAUGAAGCUGAAGCUGCACGAGUCGCAUUAGCAGAAGCUGAACAAAAGUUGCAAUCGGCUUUAAAAGAAGCAGAAGAAGCAAAAUCAGCUGAAUCAAAGGCCCUUGAUCAGAUCAAGCAACUGUCAGAAAGGGCAAGUGCUGCUCGGGCCUCAACUUCUGAAUCUGGAGCGAAGAUAACAAUAUCAAAAGAAGAGUUUGAAUCACUUAGCCGAAAGGUGGAAGAGUCCGAGAAAUUGAGUGAGAUGAAAGUUGCUGCCGCUAUGGCUCAAGUGGAGGCUGUCAGGGCCAGUGAGAACGAGGCAAUUAAGAAAUUGGAAUCUGCCAGGAAAGAGAUGGAAGACAUGGAAUUGGCAACAGAGGAAGCACUAAAGAGGGCAGAUAUGGCUGAAGCAGCAAAGAAAGCUGUCGAAGGUGAGCUUAAGAGGUGGCGUGAGAAGGAACAGAAGAAAGCUGCUGAAGCUCAGCCUGCUCCAGAAGCGCAAGCAUAUGAAACUGCAUCUCCACCUGUACAGAAAGCGUCUACUGGAAAAGCCACUGAGAAGAAUGAUGGGCAUCAAAGGAACACCAGAACACUACUGAAAAAGAGCUUUAUGCUGCCAAACAUCACAAACAUGUUUCAUAAGAAGAAGAAUCAUGCUGACGGGAGUUCUCCUUCACACCUUCCUGGGGAAAAGUCUGUAUAAUCUUUCUGAAGCUCUCAUCUACGUCAUGUGACUCCAAACUCGGAAUCAUGGAUUUAAUAUGUAUGAUAUAUUUGUAGUUGCUUGUAAUAUAUAUAAUGAUGUCCUGGUCUAUAUCUAUGACUUGGCUGUUCUGACUAUCUGGGCUCCUGUGAUAAGUUUUUUCUUUUGUACCUCUGAAAUUCACUGUGGUAUCAACAUAAAUAACCACGUUUUAUUCAUGUUUUGCAUUGUCAUCUAAUGCAACGUUGAAGUGUCAAGUUCUGGAUUAUUGAGUUUGUUUUCUAGCCGUCACAGUUACCAAUGAACAUGAAGAUCGUGAUGUGUUUUGCUAA